UGUCAGGUUUUAGUCUGCUGGGGUACCUUGUAGCCACGUUCAUUCUGGAUAGCUCGAUGCAUGGUUCUCCUGAAUGAUGCUGCCCUUUGUCUGCUGGAUCUAGACACGGCUUGAUAAGACUCUUCUGAUAAUGACUUUGUUUCGUUUGAUCCCGUCCCGAGGCGUUUCAUCUGAUGGGCGCCGAGCCGAGCCACGGCAUGAGGAGUCGAAAUCAAGAUGUAUUUUGUGCAGAAGCGAAGUAGGUAUCACUGUUCCACAGCAGGAACAAGCGACCACUCGCGCAAUUCUUGUUGCGAACCCGAGUAGCUGUUUUGGCCCAGGCACAAGGAUGCGCAAUCACCCCUAUCUCGAUGCAUCGAGCUGUUCACAGUGCUGCCGUGAACCGAGCCCGAACCUCCUCGCUGAUCGAAGCUGGUCACUGUGUCAUGCAACCCGAGAUCUUGUCAGCCCUGAAAUGAGAACGUCAGCUCGAAUUUCCGACCAAGCCGCUCCUAAGGUAGAUCAUGUUUCUACGCUCCAUGACGACUAUUGCAGGCCUUUCUGGAAUAUCAUGCGCGUAGAUUUGUCGAAGCAAAACAGAAGACGAAGCCAGCCGAUGCCGCUGUCAAGUUCUUCUGCCGCCGUCAGUGCGACUCGAGAAUAAUCACAGGAAAUGCAGCAACCCGGAGAUGUGAUAAGGUUACGGGCCGUUCUCGAGGCUCAAGACUGGUAGCGCUCUCUACUGGAUGUUGAGUCUGUAGGCGGUGAAGGCAGGCUGUGAAUGGCUCGGCCAAUAUUAAUAUUUUUCAUUGAUGAUCGGUUCCUGAUCAUCGACCUGAGUAUUUACCUUUUCUGGGUGAGGCAAGUCGGCAAUGCACAACGGAUAUCGUUUUCUAUGCAUGAGUCGAGUAGUCAGGUACAACACCGGCACAAUAGAGUAGCUGAGAAUGCCGAAAAUCAACGAAUAUCGGAACAAGGCCGAGAUAACACGAAGAUGUAAUCCAU
Messenger RNA from Mollisia scopiformis, 984 nucleotides. RefSeq lists its product as uncharacterized. The transcript has a single exon. Lineage: Eukaryota; Fungi; Ascomycota; Leotiomycetes; Helotiales; Mollisiaceae. The coding region runs from base 131 to 643 and encodes 170 amino acids. The record is from RefSeq and is a predicted model, not a curated record.